CGUACCGCGCGCUCGUCUGCAGUUGCACGCCACAUCACAACCGUCCGGUCGCCGUCGCAGUGUAGUAGUACGUCUAGUGAGUAAGUGUCGUAGUCGUGUCUGCCGUCGUUGUUGUGUUUGCCGUCGUUGUGGUCGUCGCCACCGUGUCCGUACGACUGUGAUUCUAUUAGAUAACCUAUACAUUAAACACUGCUGUUGUCGCUGUUUUUCAGUUGUUUUUACUGUUGUUACUGUUAUACGCACUAGUGUUAUAUCAUACGCACACGAUGAUGGUGUUGGACUCGGGACAAGCGUCUCCGUCGUUACGGCUGUAUGCCGCGGCUGCCGCGGCCGCGGCUAACGGUUACGGAGGCACGGCCGCCACAACAUCCGGAGGCACUGCAGGGCAACAGUCCAGUGGAGGCGCUGUUCAGAUGCCACCGCACCCACUGUUCCCGCACUUUGCCGCCCGUUUCCCGCAUGGAAUGGCGUCCGCGGCCAGUUUCGCGGCGGCCGGUCUUUCGCCGUUCCUUCAGCAGCACCACGUUGAACACGCGGCCGCUCAACGGUAUGCGAUCGCGGCAGCUGCGGCCGCGGCCGCCGCCAGGAAUAGCACGGUCGCUGGUCACGUGAUGUCUGCAGCCGUGCAUCAACAACAACACCACCAUCACCGGCCCAACUCGGAACCCACGGGAAAGAAACGGCCGCACCACCAUCAGCAGCAACAGCAGCAGCAGCAGCAUCAAUUAUUGUUGCAGCAACAACAACAGCAACAGCAGCAGCAACAACAGCUACAGCAGCAGCACCAACAGCACAGAAUUAUUAAUAUGUCCGGUAAUCAUAGUGACGACAGUGCCUCUGAAAACGGAUCUCCUAAAAAAGGUGGAGUAGACGGAGAUAGCGCUGCAGGUAGUUCGGAAGACUUAGCCAACAAACGGCGGAGGUCCAGAACAAAUUUCAACACGUGGCAGUUGGAAGAAUUGGAACGGGCGUUUUUGGCUAGCCACUACCCAGACGUUUUCAUGAGGGAGGCUUUAGCCCUGCGGUUGGACCUCAAGGAAUCCAGAGUGGCUGUAUGGUUUCAAAAUCGGCGAGCGAAAUGGAGGAAAAAGGAACACACCAAAAAGGGUCCGGGUCGACCGGCACACAACGCACAUCCAGUAACUUGUUCCGGAGAGCCAAUACCGGCGGACGAGUUACGGCGCAAAGAGCGCGAACGUCGACAGAAAAAGUUGCUCAAGAGCUUGGAACGACAACAGAGGAAGUUAGCUGCCAAAGGAGUGCACGUUGACUUAGAUACGUUGCGCAAGGAAUGGGAGUCUCAACAAGCUAACAAUGCGGCCAAAAAACAUGGCCAGAUGGAUUGCGGAGUCGGUGGUGGAGGAAUUGGAGGAGGAAUUGACGGAGUUGGUGGAUCGUCAAACGCCGGUAUGGAUCUGUCUUUCCACGACUCGUCUAGCUGUUGCAGCGGACAGACGAGCCGGGACGAGGAGAUUGACGUGGUUGGCGAAGAGGACCACCUCUUGCAUCACCACCACCGCCAACAUCAAAACCACCACCAUAGGAUGUUACAUCACAGGCGGAGUGCGAGCACGACGUUCGAUGAUGACGACGACGACGACGACGAUUUGGACGAGGACGAAGACGAGGGACUUCCACCGUACGCGCGCGCGGCUGCGGCAGCAGCGGUAGCAGCCGCAGCAGCAGCUUGCCGGGGUGACGACAGCUGUAGUUCAGACGACGAGUACGGCGGCGGACGUUUGUACAGACGACCACAGGCUGGUGACGGUGAAUCGUCGCCGCCACCUCCGCUGUUGAACCUGACCACGUCGUCGGUGGCCACCGCGGACAAGGCUCGCCGUCUCAACCCGUUCAGCAUCGAAUCCCUGUUGGCUGGUGGCAAUCGACCAUUCAGCAUCACUGCCGCCCAUGUCAACAACAUAAACAACAAUAACAUAAAUAACAACAACAAUAACAAAGUAUGAACUCCCUAUCCCUCCCCUCCCCGCGUACCUAAUCACAUACAUUCUCACCGUCGUCGGUUAGUAUAAGCGUUGUCGUCGUUCGUCUUCAUCGCCAUCAUCGCAGGGUUCCUAUAUGACGUAAUAAGAUAAUAUUAGACAUGUUUUAGAUGUAUAAUUGUAUUGUAGAUCCAUGGAUGAUAUAAUAUUACUAUAUACACUUGUACAAAUGUUUGUUUCGCGUUUCUUUCCCUUUAAUUAAUGUUUAUUCUUUAAAACUGCAGUAAUGUAGGUAUUUCGCGUAUAAUAUAUAAAAUGUGCCUAUAAUAUUAUACAGCCGCAGACGAACAAUAGGUGUAUUUUAUGCGUAUUAUGUUUUUGUGCAUAAAACAUAAUAUAAUAAGCAAUAAGCGUUACAAUACUAAAUUUAGGUUUGUUUUUAUUAUUUUUGAAAAUGUUCAAUCAAGUUUGAAUCGUUUAUGUGCACUAUAUUUAUAUAUUUAUAUGAGGUAAAAUCAUCCUUUCAUGAAUAAAUAAAUAUAACAGAGAUAAUACUCGACGACAAACUGGUGAUUUUGUUAAUCGCAUUAUUAUUAUUUGUUAUAAUAUUAUAUUCGUGUGAUUUGAUUACAAUGCUUGAAAACUUCAUCGGUAUCAUUGGAACGCGAAAUAUGUAGUUGGAAUCCGAGUGGAUUAAUAUUAUAAUAAUAUAUAAUAUAUCAUUUUUAUUUACUGUUCUUUGUACAGUUCUAUAAUAACCCUUGUCCGUUAUAAACAGCCCAUUAGUAAGUAACAAGAAUCUAGUCAAUAGUAUAUAUAUGUUUUUAAGUUAAUACAUAUUGUAUAUAUUGUCGUAUAUAUAUAUAUAUAUUAUUAUUAUAAAUUUGUAAAUAAUUUAGUUAAAACACGUUUAUAAUAGCGAUUAUAAUUAACAAUGUGAACAAAAUGUAUACUCAUAUAAUUUAUCUGUUAAGCAGCGCACGAUGGAAUGUUAGCAUAUCUGUAAAUUUAAACAUGCGAGUGCAAUAAGUGUUUAUAUUAUACUUAUAGUUUUGUGUUAAAGUCGGAAAAAACAUAUUAUAAUAUUAUAUUACAUAUAUAUUAUUAUUGUAAAUAAAUAUUUCUUUUUGUUUUUGUCUACUUGUUGUAGACAGGCCCUUCUCAUACACCACGUUGUUACGGUAUUAUACGAGCUGCAGUAGAAAAGACGAACGGAAAGGAAAAAUAAAACUUAUCGUUUUUGAUCGCUACCGUUUCAUACUCAUUCGUGUAUACCUUUAUAUAUAUAUAUAUAUAUAUAAUAAUAUGUCUACAUUAUACGAUUUAUACGUGCAUCGAUCCCUUAUUUCGGUAUGACUUGUAUAAACGCAUUUUUACGUUAAGG
Molecule: messenger RNA, 3324 nt
Organism: Rhopalosiphum maidis (corn leaf aphid)
Lineage: Eukaryota; Metazoa; Arthropoda; Insecta; Hemiptera; Aphididae
Product: myb-like protein AA
Exons: 4
Coding region: 267-1964 (565 amino acids)
Biological process (GO): regulation of DNA-templated transcription
Molecular function (GO): sequence-specific double-stranded DNA binding; DNA-binding transcription factor activity, RNA polymerase II-specific
Source: RefSeq, a predicted model, not a curated record